UCCGCAGUCCAGACAGUCGAUGGCCGAGCCCACAGAAUGACAGGCCUAAGAGACGAUUGCCGAUCGCGAUCCCCGGCAGACUAGUGAUCGGAGCCCAGAUGUGAGGCGGACAUGGAGCGGCUCGUUCUGCUGGAUGUGUCCGGGCUGGAGGAGCCUCAGCGGGGUUUACGGAUCCUAGAAUGGCUCCGGUAUCUGCGGAUGGUGCUGCCCGUCACGGCCCGGGCCGAAGUGAAACAGAAUCAGAAACAGCUGGUGGAGCAGAUGACUUUGAUAAUGAUGGGCUCCCCGGGCCCCCCAGUCCGUCAGCUGCUGGCGCACAAUCUCGCCGUUGUCUACAGUGCAGGAGACACUUUCUCUGUGUAUCAGACGAUCGAUAGAUGCAAUGAACUGAUCCGCAGCAAGGACGAUUCACCCAGCCACCUCCCAAACAAGCUCGCCGCCAUAACAUGUCUUGGGUCUCUUUACCAAAAGCUGGGCCGUCUACUAGGAAGCACAGUCAAUGACACUGUCACCAACCUACUUAAGAGUCUGCGAAGUGCAGAGUCUCAGGGACGCACCGAGAUAAUGCUAUGUCUGGAAAGGAUUGUAGCUGGACUUGGAUCUUCUGCCUCAUCCUGUCAUCGAGACAUAUACAAAGCAGCCCGCUCAUGUCUGACAGAUCGAUCCAUGUCUGUGCGAUGCGCUACUGCCCAGUGUCUACUGGCUCUUCAGAAUGAAGCAUCUUUCAUGUCUGGCUCAGACCUUGAGAGUUUGGUCUCUCUCUGUUUCAAGGCCUUUGAAGGUAGCAGCUACGAUGUACGUUUGGGAGUGUCUCGCCUUUUAGGAAAGGUUCUAGCCAGGGCUGUGCAUGGAACAUCCCCUUCAAGACAAAGCACACGUAGACUGGAGGAUGCUCUUAGUCUAUUGUCUACUGGAUUCCUGCGUGGAAAUUCUGGGUUUCUUCGAGGUGGGGGAGACAUGCUGGCCGGAAAUAGCAGCACCACUCGCUACGUGAGGCUGGGAGCUACUCAGGCGUACAUUAUUUUUAUCAGCACACUCGGAGGCCAUUGGCUGUCUAGGAAUGUCCUGGUGUUAUUGACUCAUCUGUUGGACAUUGUGUCACAUCCAAAGGCUACUCAGACCCCAGUGGAGGCUGCCUGUACUAGACGUUGCAUCUCCUACAUUCUCAGAGCCACUUUAGGGGAACUACUGGGAGAGAAGGCCCAACUGGAGGCUGCCCGAGAGAUCUGUGAAGUUAUUAAGAAGCUAAUGAAGUCUGUGGAUGCUGUGCUAAGUGACAGUAACAUGGAGACACGGUUCUACACUACUGAUAUUACUGCCAGUCAGCAUGCAUUGGUCUGUGCCCUGCAAGAGCUUGGGGAUCUUAUCUUAGGACUUGGUACCACAGCGGCUCCUUUGCUGCGGGACUCAAGCUCCGGGUUCUUGGACACUGUGAUCUCUGUAGUUCUCCACCCUAGUCUAAGUGCCCGCUUAACUUCAGCUUGGUGCCUUCGCUGUGCGGUUGUCUCUCUGCCUUCUUUAGCCGCCCCUCUUUUAGAUCGUUGUACAGAACGCCUGGUAGCCCUGAAGGCCUCUCAGGAGGCGGUCAGUGGGUACAGUCUGUCAGCAGCUGGACUACUUGGCUCUAUAAGACUGUGCCCACUUGGUGUGCCACAGGGAAAAGGAAAGGUAAUAAUGAGCUUGGCUGAAGACCUUCUGUGCUCUGCAAGCCAAAACAGCCGCCUUUCUAUGCAAAGAGUACAGGCAGCCUGGAUCCUGAUCUCCUCUCUGAUGACUUUGGGCCCUGCAAUGGUCCAGCCUCAUUUGGGGCGACUUUUGCUUUUCUGGCGGAGUGUCUUCCCUCAAAACCCUAAGGACCUGGACAUGGAGCGCAGUAGAGGAGAUUCUUUCACUUGGCAAGUAACUCUAGAAGGAAGAGCAGGUGCAAUGAAUGCUAUACAGAGCUUUAUGUCACACUGUGGUGAUCUAGUGACAGAAGAUGUUUUACAGCGACUUCUUCCUCCUCUUCCAUUUGCUGUGACUUUGCUUGCCCAACUACCUAGAUUGCAGAAGCUAUAUGGAAACUCCUUAAAGGGUGGCUCUGUGUUGUACAGACAAAGACUUUACCAGUUGCUAAUUUUGAUGCCUCCAAAGGCAUAUCAAGGAAGCCUUUGUGGAAUUAUGAAGGAAUUGGUUGCAGAUCUGUCCUCUCCAGACUACACUCCUAGCGGAGCUGUAUUCUUACUGCCAUCACUUUGUCAUCCUGAUGAUUUAAUACUCUUGGGGCCCUCGCUGCAGGAAAGUGAUCACAGAGCUAUAGAAGAGCAGUUCCUCCUCAGUAAUGGAAUUCCCGGUGGUAGUUUGGAAUAUGACCCCCAUGCCAUCUACCAUAUGCCCUCGGAAGGCGAGUCUGUUCCUACCCCUCUGCCCCCAGCCUUUACAGUGAUUCAAGCUGCUGCCUCGCUCUUUGGUGUUAUGUUGUCAAAUAUGCCAGAGUCACAAAGAACUCAGAUAUUGGAACAGUUAGUUGAGUCUAUCAAGCAGACAAAGGUCUCCCGUCAGCAGAGCGUCCAGUUAUCUGCCUUGUCUGCUUUGUGCUACUUCCUAAAACACUUGGCUUCCAACCACAUUAAUUUAGGGCCAGAGGAAACCCGGAAACCAUGUCUGUCCCUGAUUGUAGGAGCGCUGGAAAGCAGAAACCCCUGGCUGCGCUGUGCUGCGGUGGAGUGCAUGGCCAGGCUGGCCCAUGUAGUAUCUGAACCUGCAUACACAUCUUAUCUAGCCCAAGCCAGCUUUGACAAGUUGAAGGUAGCGAGAGAUGUGGUGUCCCGGACCGGUCACGCCUUAGCUUUAGGGUCUUUGCACAGGUAUCUAGGAGGGAUUGGUUCUACCCAACAUUUAGCGUCUUGUGUUGCUGUCUUGCAUUCAUUGUCUCAAGACACUACAUCACCUGAAGUUCAAACCUGGGCCCUGCACUCCCUUUCCAUAAUCAUUGACUCCUCUGGACCACUGUAUUAUGUCCAUAUAGAGCCGACACUGACACUCCUUUUGACUGCCCUGCUUAGCACUCCUCCGUCGCAUGCAGAGGUCCAUCGCAGUUUAGGCCGCUGUCUGAGCGCUCUUUUGAACACACUUGGACCAGAACUCCAAGGCGGCGGAGAAUUGGUGGCAUCACAAAGGAACUACUGCUUGCUGGCUUGCUCUGUGAUGCAGGAGAAUCCAGACUGCUUGGUCCAGGCCCAGGGCAUCUCCUGUUUACAGCAGCUUCACAUGUUUGCCCCUAAACACGUCAACUUAUCCAGUUUGGUUCCUACCCUGUGUGAAGUCUUGCUGGAUAAUUCUUUGUUGGUUCACUUGUGUAGUUCUCAUCUGAUCUUACGCCGGGCAGUGUUAGCGUGUCUGAGGCAGCUCGCUCAACGAGAGGCAGCGGAGGUGUCUGAACAUGCCAUGACUAUGGCCAAAGAUGGGCAAGAGGAUUUGAAAAUGGAUGUGAAUAUGAGAGAACUUGGCUUAGAAGGAGUUUUGCUGAGCCUUUUGGACAGAGAAAACGACCCGCAACUGCGUCAAGAUGUGAAAGAAACCCUCCUUCAUAUGCAGAGCUGUACAGGACUCGCGCGUCUUUCUUUCUGGCUGCGACUGCACAAAGAUAUUCUCUCCGCUUCCGCUGAUUUUGCAGCUGUGGCCUCAGUGGAUACUACUCAAGAAGAAGACUGCGAGCAAGCCUGCUCUGACUCUGUGCUAACCUCGAGAAAAGAGGAGUCCUCCACCCUGUCUGUUAGUCCACGCUGGCAUACCAGAGUGUUUUCUAUGGAAUGUGUUAGUAUGCUAGUGUCACAGUGCGUUGGGGAAGGAGGUGCCCACUUCGACAUGGCUGAGGCCCAGGAGAUGAAGCACAAAGAACCACAUAGAGAUUUCCUGGUUCUGCAUCUGCAAGACUUGGUCCGCAUGUCCUUCAUGGCUGCCACAGAUCAUAGUGACCAACUCCGUCUGGUUGGGCUCCAAGCGCUACUACUGGUUAUACAACGAUUCUCCUCUGUGCCGGAACCUGAAUUUCCUGGUCAUGUUAUCCUAGAGCAAUACCAAGCCAAUGUAGUGGCUGCUGUAAGACCAGCUUUCAACUCAGAUACUCAUCCGGAUGUGACUGCAAGGGCCUGCCAGGUUAGCAGUGCAUGGCUGGCCAGUGGAGUUGUGAAGGACCCAUCAGACUUGCUCCGAGUUCAGCAGCUGCUCCUUUCAUCUCUAAGUAAAGUGCAGAUGAUGAAAGAAACCUUAAGUCUAUACAAUGAAGGCACCUCCACCAUGGAGACGCUGGCUGUGCUGAAGGCCUGGGCUGAAGUCUAUAUCGCAGCAGUGGAAAGAACAGGACCUGAGGGUGGAGCUGGUUGUAAUUCUGGAGAUAGUCUCCUUUCCUUGGUACAAGCUGAUAUUUCCACUUUGAGCAAGUUGUGGCUGUUGGCUUUACAAGAUCAUGCGUUGCUUACCCUGCCUCCUGAGUGCAGCCAUCAGCUUUCUUCACCCGGCGGCGCAUUCUACACUUCUGAAACCAGUGAUGCAGCCAGACCACACUACCUUACCUCCUGGGCUCCCAUCCUUCAUGCUACCUCUCUUUGGCUUAGCAACGCUGGCUUCCUACUCACAGACCCUGAUGAAGCUGGCAGCCGACUUUCCCGUCCAGUCACUCCUACUAGUAUGGGACAGGAGCGCAGCAACAGGGAACCCACCAAGUCUCCAGAAGAUCUGAACUCCGAGAGAUUUCACUUAAUUCUUGGAAUUUGUGUAGAAUUUCUCUGUUGUCUCCCUGUGGAUGCCCCUCUGGAGAGAAUAGCUGCUUGUCUGCGGGCUAUGAAGGCAUUACUUAGAGGUGACUGGCCUAGGGCACAUGUAGGGGCUGAUCAGGAACUCGCUAUUGAGUUGAUUUCUGUUUUGCACCGAUUGCUGUUAAUGCGCGAGUCCUCAGAAAUACAGCUGUUGGCAUUGGAAGUUGGGAAACAGAUCUUGAAUGCAGUUCAAGAACAUGUACAAGAGAGGAGGAGGAGCGCAGAAGUGGAUGAUGGAGCUGAGGAAAAGGAAACCUUGCCAGAGUUUGGUGAAGGACAUGAUACUGGUGGCUUGGUGGCUGGGCGUUCCCUAGUACUUGCUGCCUUGGAGUUCUGCCUUUGUAUCCUCAUCAGACAAUUACCCCAGCUCAGUCCUCGCCUCUCAGGGAAUAUUACUGGAAGACAUGCAACAAAAAACCCUCUGACAGAUGAGUCAAGCCUUCUCAUUUCUUCCUCUCUAAGCAUUCUAGCUGAGCUGCCAUCCCUCUGUUCUCCAGAAGGCAGUGUGUCAAUCCUCCCGACCCUGCUGUACCUAGUGGUAGGUGUUCUGCAACACACAGCUGAAAAAAACCCUGAUGGGCGGCUACACCUAACAGUAACCUCUGCUUUGCAAGCCUUAAAAGCUAUUGUGUCCUCGCCAAUGUCUCGGGUAGAGAAAAGCAGAGCUUCUUGGAACAGUCUACUGCACAGUUCUGCAUCCUCCAUGCUUCAGUCAUGGGAUUCAGAUGAAGAAAAGGACAGAAUAGCUCUGCUGACUGCUGUAACAAUAUACCUCCUGUCCGCUAAUCCAGAGGUGAUGUCUGACCCUGCACUACAGAAUGCCUGUCUACAGAGAUUUCAUUAUAGCACUGACAGCAAGGACCCUAAUGAGCAGUUAAAAUGCUACCGGCUGAUCUUGUCCAUUUUUCAACAUCCGGCUCAUGAAGUUGUUGCUCCAUAUAUUCGUGACUUGGCGCCUCGUGUCGUUCGUCACCUAAGUCAUGCUGAUAGCAGAAAACCUCAAAGCCAGGCCGAGCUAUUAGUCCUGCAGGAAGGUGUGCGGCUGCUGCAGGUUCUUAUCACUGCCAGCGAGGAGCAAAACCGCCCUCCCAUUGUGUCUAUGGUGUUCCAUCUAAUCAUUUCCUUCCUUUUGGAUGAAAAUACUCUCUGUUCUGCUCCUCCAUUCUCCCGAGCUCUUCACGACUUUGGCCUGCAAAGCCUUACACAGUUUGGCGCCAGCCAUCCUGAUCAGUUUCGCCACCUGAUGGGUUCUUCCACUGCACUACGUUCUCGCCUAGAAGCCGCUCUUCGGGGCAAUCAAGAAAGCCUCAAGCCUAAACCUCGAAUGGUCAGGGGAGGGGGGCAAGGUUCCCCAAGCAUUCAGCUUAAGACAAACUUUCUGUGAAAUCUUGCUUCCUUAAAGCAACACUACUUCAUUCCUUGCAGCCUUAAUGCUUGCUCACAGCUUUUACAAAUAAUAUCAGAAGUGCCUGUGAUAUAGAGGAGAUACGCAGGCCUUUCUGGUAAUGAAAGGAAUGAAGGUUUGCCUGUACACGACAUGAUAUGUCUUAAUAAUCUGAUGCCUUAAAAACGUAAUUACUUAAUUGUAUUAUUGCAACACAUCCACUGACUCGGUGUUGUCACCUUGAUACAUUAAAUAGGAUCUUUACCUCCUAAAAAUGCACAGACAAGCUCAAUACUAACAGCGAAUGUACGAGAAUCCUAGAAGUGCACUGAGAGCCGUACAAGACGUCUUGUCACAAAAAUGUAUAAUUCUCCAUGUAAUCUGAAGUUAUCUGUCCUCUUUGAAUUUAGCAGCACUUUUACAAAUGACCUAUAUAGAAGGUGGAUAGUGCGAUGGCGCUGAAGAAAACUCUACAAAAUUUCUGUUUUGCACUGCUGUACCGAAUACUGUGUUUUGGUUUUAUUUGCCGGACUACUACUUAUACAAUUUAUUACUGCACUACUUUUUAUAAUUGUCUUUCUAUUUUCAGUUUUUCCCUGUACUACGUUCCUUAGUGAACUAGAACCGCAAAGCCUUCAGUCCUGAAACAGCCAUGUUGAAGUACGGUUGCAUUAGGGAUAUUAUGAGGUUUGUGGUUGACCUUGCAGGCUGUGAUAGACCCUUUGAUCUAACAUUGUAUGUUACUAACUAGCUUAAGGCUAGCUGAAUUUUGCUUUAAAGAAAGUCUUACCUGUAUAUACUUGAGUAUAAGCCGUCCCGAAUAUAAGCCCCAAAAACCCAGGAAAAGUUAUUGACUCGACUAUAAGCCUAAGGUGGGAAAUACAUCAUCCCCCCCAUGUCAUCAUCCAGACCCCCGUCAUUAAUACCCCCAUCAUUAUCACCCCUGUCAUCCUCACCCUGUCAUCAUCCCCCUCGUCAUCAUCCCCCCCCCCCUUCAUCAUCACCGCCUGUCAAUCCCUUC
Molecule: messenger RNA, 7201 nt
Organism: Hyla sarda
Lineage: Eukaryota; Metazoa; Chordata; Amphibia; Anura; Hylidae
Gene: HEATR5A
Product: HEAT repeat containing 5A
Exons: 36
Coding region: 112-6180 (2022 amino acids)
Biological process (GO): endocytosis; intracellular protein localization; retrograde transport, endosome to Golgi
Cellular component (GO): Golgi apparatus; endocytic vesicle; membrane
Source: RefSeq, a predicted model, not a curated record